Messenger RNA from Phasianus colchicus (ring-necked pheasant), 4436 nucleotides. RefSeq names its product S1 RNA binding domain 1 (gene SRBD1). The record is from RefSeq and is a predicted model, not a curated record. Gene Ontology annotation, molecular function: mRNA binding; structural constituent of ribosome. Lineage: Eukaryota; Metazoa; Chordata; Aves; Galliformes; Phasianidae. Gene Ontology annotation, biological process: translation; nucleobase-containing compound metabolic process.
CCGGCGGCAGCGGAGAGCGGCCUGUGGGCCCCGGGGGCUUCGCUGGCCGCGGAACGUUCUCUUUUGUUCCGCCGUUCGGGUCUCCCGGAGGGGAGUUGCGCCCGGCCGGCAGCGUGUCACGGCGCGGGAGGUGGUUCCGGGGUAGAGAGCUGGGCUCCGAGUGCACAGCGGGUGUUUGGAGCCCGGCCGCGUCUCUGGGCCACGAGCAGCGGUGCGGUGCUCGCGGAUGACAGAGCACCGACUUUGCUCUGCUCUGCUCACAGCUCGCUGGUGCUUGGCGUGCAGUGACGCGGCACGGUCACGCGUUCUGCGGUCGUUGCCAAAGGGAAGAGGUGCACGACUUCGUUGUCUUUUAGGAAAUAAGGCAGCUCCUUAAACUAAACCGAAUGGGAGUGUUGCUUUAUGGCUGCUUUGCUGGGUUGGAGGGAGCCGCUAACACGCUGCCGGCUGCUGUCCUGAAGCAGAACAGCCCCCCCUAGCCUUGCUUGGGCUAGUGUCACCUGCUUGUGUACAGUCUGGUGGCUCUGGAGCCCACACAGUGUGCAUCUGAUCCCUUUCCUAGGUAGCCUUGACCGACUUUGUGAAGGAGAAAAAGUCCUUGGAAAUCUGCUGCGCCAGCUUUGCUGUGCAGUACGCCUGGCAGUUCUCCAAGGUUUUGGUCUCAGGAGGAUCGCUAUUAAAAUACAAUAUAAAAUGGAAACAUUAUUUUCAUGCUCCUGAGGCAACAGGAAGAAAUGUAUGGUUAAUUUAGGUCUGUGAUAAUAACUGUUUAGCUGUGAAGAGCAAAGAAAAAGGGAGAGCAGAGCAUCUGGCUGAAGUUGCCAGUUGUCUCAGGACUCCAAGUGAAGAAGAAAAGUCAGCAGAAAGCUAAUAAGAUGACAUCUCUACCAAGGAGGGUGAAAUCUGAAGCCAAAGCCCCUACAUCAGAAGUUGAUGAACUACCCUCAUUUCUUAAUUCGAGCUCUGAAUCAGAAGAGGAAGAAGAGGAAUGGGAGCCAAAAAGCAAAACUGCCAAGAGACCUCGGUUGCUGAAGAAAAAUGAGGUAAAACCUAAAAAAAUUGCUGCUCCACGGUCAAGAGUGGCUGGGAAAAAAGUCAAGAAGAUAGCAAUAAAAAAGGAAAUGGAUGUAUCGUUGCCUAUUGCUCCUGCAGAAGAUAAUAAGAUACAACUUCAAAAGGAAGAAAACGUAGGCAGUAAAUUGAACACUUUAAAGCAAAUGCCUUUACUGCCUAAAAAACCUGAAGUAAGUCCAUUCCAAGGAAUGAAUGUAAAGAAUUUAGAGAGUGAUGAAAAACCUUCAACGAGUGCUCCUGUAGUAGAAAAUCAAGUAAAACAUGAGAAGUCUGAGGAGGAUUUUGCGUUUGAUGAACCACCUUUAAAAAAGAUGAAAUCAGCUACAUCUCCUGAAGGAAAGCCGGUAAAAAGUCUAGGAAGCAAUAAAGUGAAAGAAGAAUUUGAAAUGAACUGGGAUAUUGUACAGGUUUUGUCAGAUAGAACAAAUGUUGAGCCAUGGGUAUGUGCAAACUUAAUUCGCCUCUUUAAAGAAGAAAAUACAAUUCCUUUCAUUGUUCGGUAUCGAAAAGAGCUCAUCAAUAAUCUGGAGGCUGAUGCCUUGCGAGAAGUGCAGCAAACAUUAGAAGAGCUACGUACUGUUGCUAAGAAGACACAUACAAUGAUACAGAAGUUGAAGAAAGAAGGGAAACUAUCAGGAUGCCUAUUUACAUCAUUGUUAAAUUGCAGAACUUUGGAAGAAUUGGACCAUGUGACUACACCUUAUAAAAUGGGGAGUAAAGGCACCAAAGCCCAGAGAGCCAAGCAGCUGGGAUUAGAACCUGCAGCUCUUUCUCUUCUGCAGAGUCCUAUGGCACUCAACCUCUUCUCUUAUAUUAGACCCAAUACCAAAGGGCUUGCAAAUAUUCAGGAAGUAGAGGCUGGAGUUCAGCAUAUUCUAGCAGAUAUCUUUGCUAAGGAUAAAGAUACGCUGGAUUUUAUCAGGAGAUUAUGCCAGCAAAGAUACAUUUGUAUCCAGUCAGCAUUGGCAAAAGUGUCAUCCAAAAAUAGCAAUGAAAAAGAUAUUGAUAAAUUUCAAAUAUACCAUGAGUUUUCUUGUAAUAUAAAGAACAUUCAGCAUCAUCAGAUUCUGGCCAUUAACCGAGGGGAAAAUCUGAAGAUCCUGACAGUGAAGGUCAACAUUCCUGACGGGGUGAAGAAUGAAUUCUGUUGGUGGUGCGUCAAUGAAAGAUGGAGACCAAAACAAUUUUUAAAACCAGAGUUAAUGAGGAUACUACGAAACUCAGUAGAGGAUGCAUACAAACGCCUCAUAUAUCCUCUCCUUUGUAGAGAAUUCAGAUCAAAGUUGACAUCUGAUGCAGAAAAGGAAUCUGUGAUGAUGUUUGGAAGAAAUCUCCGGCAGUUGCUUCUGACCAGCCCUGUGAGGGGUCGUACUUUGAUGGGAGUAGAUCCUGGAUACAAACAUGGCUGCAAGUUGGCUAUUAUUUCACCAACCAGUCAGAUACUCCAUACCGAUAUUGUAUACUUGCAUUCUGGUCAAGGAUUUCGUGAAGCUGAGAAGAUAAAAAGGCUUCUGCUACAGUUCAGCUGUAGCACUGUUGUGAUUGGCAAUGGCACUGCCUGCAGAGAAACAGAAGCUUACUUUGCUGAUUUAAUUAUGAAGAAAUACUUUGCACCACUGGAUGUUGUUUACUGCAUUGUCAGUGAAGCAGGAGCAUCUAUCUACAGCGUGAGUCCAGAAGCAUCCAAAGAAAUGCCAGACCUUGACCCUAAUUUAAGAAGUGCAGUUUCCAUAGCUAGACGCGUACAAGACCCACUAGCUGAGCUAGUGAAAAUUGAGCCCAAACACAUAGGAGUUGGAAUGUAUCAGCAUGAUGUAUCACAGACCUUGCUCAAAGCAACUCUGGACAGUGUGGUUGAAGAGUGUGUCAGCUUUGUAGGAGUUGAUAUUAACAUCUGCUCAGAAAUACUAUUAAGACAUAUUGCAGGAUUGAACGCCACCAGAGCUAGAAAUAUUAUUGAAUGGCGAGAGAAGAAUGGACCAUUUAUAAAUCGAGAACAGCUCAAGGAAGUUAAAGGUUUGGGUCCCAAAACUUUCCAACAGUGUGCUGGCUUCAUCAGAUUCAAUCAAGACUAUAUAAAGACUUUCUGCAGUAACAAGAAAACUCAGCUUGGAAGUCAUACACUUUUCACUAAAGCAGGUACACAACUCACCAGUGAGAAACAAGGUAAAAAGAAGAGCAAGCCAACACCAAGUGCCUCAUACCAACCCAAUCCUUUGGACCAAACUUGUAUCCAUCCAGAGUCUUACAGCAUUGCAAUGAGAUUUUUAUCCUUCAUUGGAGGAAACACAAAUGAAAUAGGAAAAUCGGAUAUGCAGCAAAAAGUAAAUGCAGUAAUUCAAAAGGAAGGACUGGAAGGGACAGCCAAAAGGCUAAAUACAACGGUGCACACGUUGCAGCUAAUCAUUGAUGGUCUAACUCAGCCUGAAGGCUUUGACAUCCGAACAGAUUUUGAUAAACCUGACUUCAAGAGGAGCAUUGUCUGCUUUGAAGACUUAAGUGUUGGUACUGUUCUGACUGGAAAAGUUGAAAAUGCAACACCAUUUGGAGUUUUUGUUGAUAUUGGUGUGGGAAAAGCAGGUUUGAUUCCAGUGCGAAACAUAACAGAAUCUAAACUUUCUAAAGUGAAGAAGAGAAGAAGCCUUGGGUUAGGUCCUGGAGAAAGAGUGGAAGUUAAAGUGCUGAAUGUCGAUAUUCCUCGAUUAAGGAUUACAUUGGAUCUUAUUCGUGUUUUAUGAGAGGGUGGGUUUUUUUUUAUGAUUGAGUUUUCAUUUCAAGUGUUAACAGGGUUCUAGAGAUUCAGACAUUUAAUGAGAUUGUUGAAAGUGAAACAAUUUUUUCCCCAUUUCUUGAAUCCUUUCUAGAGCAGUUUAUUGGAUUACCUCCAAGAAACCUGGUUAUUUUGUCUGCAGAACAAAUGAAAUUCCAGUGUGCUGUCAGACACAUCUCUUACCUGUUCUGUCUGUGCAAGAUUUGCUGUCUCAAUUAUUGAUCAGUACUACACCAGCAGACAUCUACUGUUCCCCUUCAAAAAACAGUGAUAUAAUUUCCAUGUUUUCUGGAAGAGACUCUGAAAGAAGGUUACCUAGUUUUAGAAAAAAGUGAUCUUAUUAGGUUAGUUGGUGAUGACAUCGAUUCAAAAGUAGACUGAAGAAAAGAACAUCUGCUAAUACUAUUGAUGGUUCAGAAAUAUUCCGUUUUAUUUGAGCAGCAAUAUUAGGAGGUCUGUUUUCCUCUCUUAUGAUUGCUUGUUCAGUUAUUGUAUUGAUUAACACACUUGAAUAUACCUUGGGGUUUAAGAAACAUUGCUCAGAGAUGUAAUGUUGUACUAUACAUGUACAAAAUAAAAACAUUUCUGUCCA